CAGCUGGCGAUUGGAGGAGGGGCACCCGCUUCUCUCCCUCCGAUCAAGUUAGUUUGUUACGAACGACGGUUAUUUCGGUACGAAAUGGAGGUUGUACUCGCUAUUACAAGGAACAAAUAGUUAUGUUAACAAAUAACGUACGGCGAGAUCGAGGAGAUGAACGUGUGUGACAACCUGGGCGACCACCUGGUCGGCAACGUGUACAUCAAGUUCCGCCGAGAGGAAGACGCCGAGAAGGCGGUGGAGGACCUGAAGAACCGCUGGUUCGGCGGCCGGCCCAUCCACGCCGAGCUCAGUCCCGUCACAGACUUCCGAGAGGCCUGCUGCCGGCAGUACGAAGUCGGCGAGUGCACCCGCUCGGGCUUCUGCAACUUCAUGCACCUGAAGCCGAUCUCGCGUGAGCUGCGGAAGGAGCUGUACGGUCGGCGCGGCCCGGCCUAUGUGGGCGGCGGCCGGCGCAGGUCGCGCUCUCGGGACCGCGACUUUGGUCGGGGCGGCCGCGGGUCCGGCAGAGGCGGGUAUGGCGGCGGCGGCGGAGGCCGGUACCGGAGGUCCCGCUCGCGCGACCGCCGCCGGUCGCGCAGCCGUGAGCGUCGCGACCGCUCUCGUGAGCGCGAGGGUCGCGCCGGUCGCUACUGAGUGACCGAACAACGAUGGAGGAGAGACGUGAGCCGCACUGGCGUUGCCGAACAUCAGAGCGUAUCUGCUGGGUAACGCACCACCGAGCACAACACCCGGUGAUCGUCAGUGGAUUUCGAAAAUCCAAGAUAUAAAAGGUCACCCCGAAAACCGGACCUAAACCGAUCGGGCGUUCAUGCGGUUACCAGAUUGACGAUCGUCAGACGCGUUUUGAUGUUUGGUCUACCGAGUGCGGCGUGAACGUUUGACUUGUGGAGGAGGCAGUGGAUGCUAACAUCGGUGGUUUCAUCGGUGGAUUCGGGACGGCGCUGGGGUCGGUCCGCGGGCCACCGGUCUGGCGUGUGUGAGCGCUCUGUGGGUGCCUGUGUGUUGACUGUCGACCUCUGAGUGUUUCCGUUCCGGCUCGGACGCGCUAUAGACUGUCCGGCCGCUCGUUCAACUGUGUACCGUCUUUGGGGCAACUGGGAACUGUGACCGACCUCGGCAGAGCGGGUGCGACCGCCACCACAGAAUCAUUGUCACACUUUCGGCCUGUGGAUAUGCGUCAAUAAAUUACACAUCAUUUUCACUAA
Messenger RNA from Amphibalanus amphitrite, 1211 nucleotides. RefSeq names its product splicing factor U2AF 35 kDa subunit-like protein. Gene Ontology annotation, molecular function: metal ion binding; pre-mRNA 3'-splice site binding. The coding region runs from base 157 to 639 and encodes 160 amino acids. Lineage: Eukaryota; Metazoa; Arthropoda; Thecostraca; Balanomorpha; Balanidae. The record is from RefSeq and is a predicted model, not a curated record. Gene Ontology annotation, cellular component: U2AF complex; spliceosomal complex. Gene Ontology annotation, biological process: mRNA splicing, via spliceosome. The transcript has 3 exons.